AUGACUUCUUGGCAUUCCUACAACGCAAGAGCAAAUCAAAAGAUCAUCAUGGACCAACUCGAACAAAACCAAGAUGCAUUGAAGGAAGAAAUGACCCACAUGAGAGCUCAAAUUGGUCAACUUAUGGAAGUCAUCCAAAAUGUGGCUAGAGGACAAGAAGAGAACCUUCAGACCAACCAGAGGGCCACUGUUGUUGAUCCAAUUGUGAAUCCUGCUGUGGGAAAUGGUGUCCCUGUUGUUUCCCAGCCUCCACCUGAAGGUAUACCCAUCAAUCGGAAUACUGCUAACACUUUCCACAUCUCUUCUCAAGGAGGAUCCCAAGCUGACGUGGAUGACCACAACGAAACCUUCUUCAUGCCCAAGGCUCAGUCAAUGUAUGAUGCCUACAAGCCUUCUCCUACUGACAUUGACAUGAAACUUCAUCUCAUGGAAGAAAGGUUCAAAGAAAUAGAAGGUCCUAGUACCUUUGGCCUGGAUGCUGCAGACAUGUGUCUGGUCCCUGGAGUGAAGAUCCCAACUAAGUUCAAGGUCCCUAGGUUCGAAAAGUACAAAGGGAUUACUUAUCCUAAAACUCACAUCAGAUCCUUCUGUAGGAAGAUGGCAGCCUACUCCGAUGAUAAGAAGUUGUCAAUGCACUUCUAUCAGGAUAGCCUCAGCGGAGCCUUGUUGGAAUGGUACAUGCAACUUGAGCGUAUGCAUGUGCACACCUGGAGAGGGUUGGAUGAAGCUUUCCUGAAACAAUAUUAA
This is a messenger RNA of Lathyrus oleraceus (garden pea), 747 nucleotides long. RefSeq lists its product as uncharacterized. The record is from RefSeq and is a predicted model, not a curated record. The transcript has a single exon. Bases 1 to 747 code for a protein of 248 amino acids. NCBI's taxonomy places the organism in Eukaryota, Viridiplantae, Streptophyta, Magnoliopsida, Fabales, Fabaceae.